This is a messenger RNA of Epinephelus lanceolatus (giant grouper), 3474 nucleotides long. It is a transcript of the gene best1, whose product is annotated as bestrophin 1. The record is from RefSeq and is a predicted model, not a curated record. NCBI's taxonomy places the organism in Eukaryota, Metazoa, Chordata, Actinopteri, Perciformes, Serranidae. Gene Ontology annotation, molecular function: chloride channel activity.
CCAACAUCAUUCCAGCGGACGCUGCCGCCACACAUCUCGGGCCACAGUGAGUACGAUGGCCAAGCGUUUUCAUAUUGUGUGAUUUCUGACCACACUGGCCCUAUGAGAUCCAGGUUGAUCGCUGACUUUGAGCUCAGGCGAAGCACAGUGAACACCGCCACACUGGUUUCCUUCAUGUCACGCCACAGUCAGCCAGCAAGUUGGCAAGCAAGCAGCGAUGACAGUAACGUACUCUCGCAGGGUUGCUGAUGCAGGUCUGGGGACCUUCUUUCACCUGCUUCUGCGAUGGAAGGGCAGCAUCUAUAAACUGCUCUACAGAGAGCUCAUCAUCUUCACUUUUCUCUACUACUUCUUCAGCAUUGUUUAUAGGUUUGUGUUAAACGAUGACCAGAAGAGGCUGUUCGAGAAGCUGUCAAUAUACUGUGACCGCUAUGCCGAACUCAUCCCUGUGUCCUUUGUGCUGGGUUUUUACGUCACCUUGGUCGUGUCCCGUUGGUGGGGCCAGUUUGAAAAUGUCCCCUGGCCAGAUCGCUUGGCAGCGUUAGUGGGUGGUCAUGUUCGGGGAGCUGACGAGGCUUCCAGGCUGACCCGACGAACUCUGAUGCGGUAUGCCAACCUCUCUGGUGUGCUCAUCUAUCGCUCCGUCAGCACAGCCGUCUACAAGAGGUUUCCCACCAUGGAGCAUGUGGUGCAGGCAGGUUUGAUGACGUCAGAGGAGCUGAGGCACUUAGAGGACCUGCGCUCUCCUCACAACAAGUUCUGGGUUCCCUGCAUGUGGUUCGUCAGCCUGGCUCUGAGGGCUCGGACUGAAGGUCGCAUCAACAACGACGUAGCACUCACAGCCAUUCUCACCGAGUUGAAUACUUUACGGGCGAAGUGUAUGAAGCUGUACGGUUACGACUGGAUCAGCCUGCCACUUGUCUACACUCAGGUGGCGACAGUGGCGGUCUACAGCUUCUUCCUGGCUUGUCUGAUUGGUCGUCAGUUUUUGGAUCCAGCUCAGGGUUAUCCUGGACACGAUGUGGACUUCUACCUGCCUGUUUUCACCAUGCUGCAGUUUUUCUUCUACGUUGGUUGGCUGAAGGUGGCGGAGCAACUCAUAAAUCCUUUUGGUGAAGAUGAUGAUGACUUUGAAACCAACUGGCUCGUCGAUCGCAAUUUACAGGUGUCCUUGUUGUCAGUGGAUGAGAUGUACGACAGCCUGCCACUGGUUGAGAGGGAUAUGUACUGGAAUGAGUCCGAACCUCAGCCUCCCUACACUGCUGCCAGUGCUGAACACCGCAAACCCUCCUUCAUGGGCUCAGCCCUGGAUAUCAGUGUUCCUAAGGAGGAGAUGGAGUUUCAGUCCAAUCUGGAGCAAAUCAAAGAAAACGAGGAAGCUAACUACUCCACCCCGCUGCUCGGAGGGCUGGGCCGUCUCCUCGGUGUCCAGUCCCCUAACUUUCCCCGCUCCUCCCGUGUCCCUCUGCUGCGUCGCCGCCCCGGAGCUCCACUAAGCCGCUUCCCUCUUUACCUGCACCCAGAGGCGCCCUCAACUCCAAGUCAAGGCUGCCAGCAUUUGAACCACGAGCGAGAUCCUGACUAUGCCUUCUCCACCAUGCCCAUGUAUGAGAGACCAGGUUUCUACAGCUGCCCACAAACACCCAUCCACUGUGUCCCCCCUGCGGUCCCCCGCCCUCGACCUGCCCGAAGAGCUCAAAAUGAAUGGGACCGUAGCUGCAGUUCCCUCGCUCACCCAAUGCUGGGCUCACAGCUGCUGCCUCCUGACACCCCCAACCACGUCCCUCCACCGCCAUCCUCUGCUUUCCCGUGGCUGAGUGAAGGAAGUGACAUGCCAAGUACCCCAACCUUUUCCUUCCCGGACCCUCCACCUGAACUCUGCCCAAUAUCGAAACUCAGACCUGGACACGGCCUUCUGUCCCGCCGCCCUCUACCUCCCCGCCUCACUCUGGAAACCCACCCCCCAGCUGACAGCCAGCCCGGACCCCCAAGUGCUCGGGCGGCAGGAAGCGGAGGAGAAAGGGUGUUCUCGUUCACUUCCCCAUCUCGCACAGCAGCAACAGCAAAUCCCAGUAAUCCCAACAGCAGCUCUAGCAGCAUUAAUGCAACAAGCACCAACAGCGCUGGCACAACAGGAAGUCUCUGCAAUGGUACAAGUCAUACUAAUUUUAGUAACCAUGGGAACUUCAGCGCCAACAUGAGGGCAAGCAACGGGGGCACCAACGGCAGUCUGAGCAAUAACAUGAACGCAGUUUCCACUUCAGCGGCAUCACAGCAAGAAACCAAUCAGCAAAACUCACCCAAUGAUUCAGGAAUCUCAUUGGCUGAGGGGGACCUGCUGGGAGUUCUGGUGGACGGCGGGGUUAACAAGGCGGCAGGAGGGAGGGAGCAGGACUGCGAAAACAAGGUGUGACAGUCUUUAUAUCACAUGUGGCAUUCAAAACAUUUCACACAAACAGGAAGUGAUCUAUGUUACAUUACAGUCAUCUGGAGCCCUACACACAGCUGAGAAGUAUUUGUCACAAACACUGAGUUAAUCUCCUUUUUCCUGUUGAACUCUUAUCGAACAAUUAACCUACUUGUGACGGAAAAAGCACCUUAUGAGAUUUAACCAUCAACAUGUGGAGGAAAAAUAAGGAACACUUCCCAGUUUCUUCAGGAACUCAACAAGAAGCCAAAAUGAAGAAACUAGUCUUUUUAGAGUUGUUGCCAUCAGUGUACUCUUUAAUAAAUGUCAAGUGUCAUAUGUUUGUUUUUUAAUAAAAAAUGACAACAUGAAAUUAUUUAGCAUUGUUUUAUUAUACAAGGAAGCUGUCUGUGCACAUAAAGUUCAAUUUACAACAACAAAUUUUCUGGAUUUCAUUAUGUAAAGCAACUGCAGAGAAUCAGCCUGUCCCCCUAACAAAUAGUUCAGGUAACAUUUCAUGGAUUUCACCUGUUUAUCCACAUCAGUGCAUUUAGAUAACAUCAUUUUGAAGGCGUUACAGUCCCCAUAUGCAGCGAACCCGUAAAUAUGAGGGAUGAAACUCAAAGCUGAUGCAUUUAAAAGGAAACGCUCAGUAAAAUCAUGGAAGGUUAAGUGUGUUAUUCUAAUUUCAAAGCCAGUAGUUGGUUAUCAGUAUUUGUUUUUGUCAUUAAAAGGUGGACUAAUCCAUUUACUAACGUGUCUACCAAUUCAUUUGUCACUUGCUUCACUCUUUAAAGUUUUAUUUCAUUUACAAACUAAGUCAAAGAUGCUUCUCUUUCAAGACUAAAAAAGAGGUUCAACGCAGGGAAUCAGCAGCAGCCGUCAAGGACAGACACUUUAACUAUGGCCAGUGUCGAUUUCCAGGUUUGAGGUCUCUUGUCCUUUUAACUAUCCUCAGUUACAAUCUUUGCAGGAACAAUAUAUUGUACAAAAAUGAUACAAGGUUAUCCGAAUGAGGUAUCAUUAGAUUUAAGCCUGGAUUAAAAAAAAGUAAAGAUACAAAUACU